This is a messenger RNA of Oryzias latipes (Japanese medaka), 1303 nucleotides long. RefSeq names its product mitogen-activated protein kinase 12b (gene mapk12b). Gene Ontology annotation, molecular function: MAP kinase activity; ATP binding. Lineage: Eukaryota; Metazoa; Chordata; Actinopteri; Beloniformes; Adrianichthyidae. Gene Ontology annotation, biological process: protein phosphorylation. The record is from RefSeq and is a predicted model, not a curated record.
ACCUCUGUGACGUCCAUGAGUUUGGACGGGCAGAUGUCCCCCUCCACACACACACACACACCGAGCGAGGACACACCCAGACGGAGCCGUGACGAAGCGCGCGCGCAGCUCCUCCGGCUGCGCCUGCAGGAGCUCUCGGCUGCGCAGAACUCGCGGCUGCGCUGCCCGCUGUGCGCUGCUGUUAGUCGGCGGGGAAUGGCCAUCGCCGCGCGGUCCAGGAGCGGGUUCUACCGGCAGGAAGUCAACAGAACCGUAUGGGAGGUUCCGGAGAGGUACCGGGACUUGAAGCAGAUCGGAACCGGAGCUUAUGGGACCGUGUGUUCUGCAUGGGACCGCCGCACAGGAGCACAGGUGGCCAUCAAGAAGCUACACCGGCCCUUCCAGUCCAAACUUUUUGCCAAAAGAGCCUACAGAGAGCUGCGGCUCCUCAAACACAUGAGGCAUGAAAACGUCAUCGGGCUCCUGGACGUUUUCACGGCGGAGAUCUCUCUGGAUCGGUUUCGGGACUUUUACUUGGUGAUGCCUUUUAUGGGCACCGACCUCGGUAAGCUAAUGAAGAUGGAAAAGCUGACGGAGGACAGAGUUCAGUUCCUUGUUUACCAAAUCCUGAAGGGCCUGAAGUACAUCCACUCUGCAGGGAUCGUCCACAGGGAUCUCAAACCUGGAAAUUUAGCCAUAAACCCAGACUGUGAAUUGAAGAUUCUCGACUUUGGUCUGGCGAGGCAGGCUGACGCAGAAAUGACCGGCUACGUGGUGACACGCUGGUACAGAGCGCCGGAGGUUAUCCUGAACUGGAUGCACUACACACAAACCGUGGACAUCUGGUCUGCCGGCUGCAUCAUGGCAGAGAUGCUGCUGGGAAAGCCGCUAUUCAAAGGGAGUGAUCACCUGGAUCAGCUGAGAGAAAUCAUGAAAAUCACUGGAACGCCGAGCCCUGACUUUGUUGUCAAACUGCAAAGCCAAGACGCUAAAAACUACAUCAGAAGCUUACCAAAAGUGCCAAAAAAGGAUUUGCACUACAUUUUCUCCAAAGCUAGCUCUAACGCUGUGUGCGUGCUGGAAAGAAUGCUGCUUUUGGACCCUGAAUGUAGAGCGAGCGCAUCAGAAGCACUGGAACUUCCCUUUUUUAACGAGUUCAGAGACAUAGAGGAAGAGACCGAAGCUCUUCCGUACGACCAGACCAUGGACAACACGGACCUGCCACUGGACCAGUGGAAACGUCACACAUUCACAGAGAUCCUGACCUUCAGGCCACCCAGAGACUCAAAAGGGACAUCGCUUUAAAGAGACUUAGUCGCACCCG